Molecule: messenger RNA, 1863 nt
Organism: Cladophialophora bantiana CBS 173.52
Lineage: Eukaryota; Fungi; Ascomycota; Eurotiomycetes; Chaetothyriales; Herpotrichiellaceae
Exons: 1
Coding region: 1-1863 (620 amino acids)
Source: RefSeq, a predicted model, not a curated record
AUGCCGGCUCUGGCUGGUAGCUGCUUCUCAGAUCAGUCAAAUGUUGUGCAAGAAGACUCUUCCGACGACACAGCGUCUAAUAAAGUAUGUCUGGGUGUGCCGCCCCCGGGAGAGUUGUGGGCUUGUCAAGAUCCUAGCAUCUACUUUCCCACAGUCGAGUGUCUGCUCGCAGACAUCAAGACCUGUGGGAUAAUUGGAGCCAAUGGAGCUCAGAGUGUCUUUUACGCCUUUGGUGUGAUCAAAAAGGGCAUCGGUGCCCUUCGAGAUCAACUCACACCAAUGGGCAACGUCUACUACGAUAUUCUGGAUGACAAUUACUGGGAAACAGUGAUGAGCGCGCCUUCGGUCCCCCAAACGGACCCCAAAUCUUCUAGAUUUCGAUGGGAUGUACGCGAGAGAACAGAUCUCCUCAUUGCACGCUCGGCGGAGGCGUUCGCCUUGGCUACAAGCGGUGACGCCAUACUCUACGUCGGCCAGCGAAAGGGCAACGGUGACCUACUCGGCGCCUUUCAGCUUCCACCCGCUACGCAAACAGAUCCCAACAUCUGGCGCACUUAUGAGCUACCAGUGCUGCAGCGCAACACCGCUGUUGCGCGUAUCAUUAGCAUCGACGUUUCCAACAACAAUCAACAAUCUAUUGAACGGGAAAAUGGGCAAUCACCACCAGGACUAGAUAAUCCUUUGCUCCCUGAAGGUUCAGCGAGUGCUAUCCUAGUCCCUCCUGCCCCGUCCCUCCCCCCGGCUGCUGCUCCUGCUAGAUUUCGGAGGUCCAAAAGAGAUGAUGAUGAUACACUACUCGUACAAGUCUCAGCUUGUCCGCCCUCACUGAUCAUCUCAAGCGAUACUGAAAGUUCCACAGCUUCGUCUUCCGCUUCUACAAUCAUCCCUCCGCAAGCCAUACCAUCUUGCGUCUUGCACGACCAGGACCCAGAUCAAGGCAUUACGCAAGCGUACUGUCUCUGCGACAGUAUUGAAACCCUAUCACCUCUUUCAGUAGGGUCCACCGGCCAUCAGAGCGACAGCUGUGCAUAUACGACCCUCCCCGCCACCGCUCAUGAAGCCGUUACAACAUUGGCCUCUACAUACACCCAAAAUUGUCAAGCCUGUACUCAAGUUGGAUUCAACGCACCCAGCUGCACAACUGUCGCGUCAUGUACACCUACCAGUGCACAAGUCACGGUCCAGGCAGGAAGUUCCGCCGUGCACGUCGGUACAUUAACCGGAACAGCCCUAUAUACAUCCGUCUCUAGCGCUCUAGAAAGUCUCUGUCCAACAGUAACUCAGACACAGAGUUUCACGGUCUGUGAGACAGGUAGUAUAACUAUCCCAAAUAUCGAGUACGUGAGCGCGGAUAGCUUAGACACAGGCGGCGAACUCGUGAUCAAAGUUGCCUCAAGCUCCUACAACUCAACUACAUUGCGAAACGCAAUGAUCAAAUCCGCCGCAUUGACAGCGCAAACGGGGUCCGAAAAGCCCAGCUCCUGCUCAAAUCAGACCUAUGUCACCUUCGUCAAGCGCGACAAAUUCAACGACCUUCCACUCUCUCGACUCUUCGGCGGCGGAAAAACUCUUCACGUCCGCGACCACCCGGAACCCGUCACCGAACACACUCUUCUCUGCCACACGGCCUCUUUUGCCGGUGUCGGGUAUUUCUCUCCACAAUGGCGGCAGGCCAAGCUUCCUGGCGCUGAAGCGUACAUUGAUGCAACUUGGGAAUUUCAAGCCGCGGGCGGCGGUGAUUUCUUCUGUGAUUUUAUCGAGGACUUGGAGGUGGGACUGGCUGUCAUUGCGCCGGAGUUUGCGUUUGAGGAUGUUGCGAGUGUCCCAGAGGUACAGGCUUUUUGCGCCGGUACGUUGGAGUGA